This is a messenger RNA of Ambispora leptoticha, 672 nucleotides long. Lineage: Eukaryota; Fungi; Glomeromycota; Glomeromycetes; Archaeosporales; Ambisporaceae. The record is from the annotation of a GenBank genome assembly.
AUGUUAAGAGAUGAAAAUUCUUCAGUUUAUGCAAGUCUUCUCGGUUUUUUUUAUCUAUAUGGAAUUGGAACAACAGUUGACAGAAAUUCAGCUCUCAGAUGGUACCAAAUCGGUGCUGAACAGGGAAUUUUUAUCGCUGAGUUUCAUACAGCAUUUUUUUAUAUCGAAGACAACAGACUAGAUGAGGGAUUUCGUUUAUUCCAAAAAUCCGCGAAUAACGGUUCAGAUAUUGCUCGACUAGGAUUAGGUUGGUGUUAUGAAUUCGGUUACGGUUUUCCUCAAGAUGCGAAGAAAGCAUUGGAACAAUUUCGUGAAGUAGCUCUACGAGGUAAUUGCGGAGGAAUGUAUUAUUACGCAGUAGCUCUUUCAGAUGGCAUCGACGGACAAGCCAACAUGAGCGAAGCAGAACUUUGGUUUAAAAAAGCUGCCGAAGCUGGCCAUUGGGAUGCACAAAAUACGAUCGCGGAGAUUUAUUGGUAUAAGAAACAUGAUUUACUUCGAGCUUAUUACUGGUUUUUGAAAUCUGCAGAGAAUUCGUGCCCGUACGCUCAACGAAACCUCGGGAGGUUUGAAUUUUGCGAGAAACAGGAUACACAUGCAGCAAUUAAAUGGUAUAGACGUGCUCUAGGUCAUGGAUACAUGACGAGUUUAUUAGAUUUUUUAAAUGGAUAA